Lagenorhynchus albirostris (white-beaked dolphin) is the source of this 4678-nucleotide messenger RNA. RefSeq names its product potassium calcium-activated channel subfamily M alpha 1 (gene KCNMA1). Gene Ontology annotation, molecular function: large conductance calcium-activated potassium channel activity. Gene Ontology annotation, biological process: potassium ion transport; transmembrane transport. Lineage: Eukaryota; Metazoa; Chordata; Mammalia; Artiodactyla; Delphinidae. Bases 175 to 3501 code for a protein of 1108 amino acids. Gene Ontology annotation, cellular component: postsynaptic membrane. The record is from RefSeq and is a predicted model, not a curated record. The transcript is spliced from 27 exons.
CGCCAGGUCGCGCACAGCUCCCCGAGCCCAGGCGCCUCCCCGCCCCCUCCCCGCGCUCCGCGGCGGCGGCGGCGGCAGCAGUAGCAGCAAUAUGGCUGUUGAUGGGUGUUCGGGGUGGCGCUGGCGGCGGGAGGAGCUCCCCCGAGCCCCUGCGCCGGCUGCCCGUUGCUAGCUAUGGCAAAUGGUGGCGGCGGCGGCGGCAGCAGCGGCGGCGGCGGCGGCGGCGGAGGCAGCACUCUUAGAAUGAGUGGCAAUAUCCACGCGAACCUUCUCAGCCUAGACGCGUCCUCCUCCUCCUCCUCUUCCUCCUCCUCUUCUUCCUCCUCCUCUUCCUCCUCGUCCUCGGUCCACGAGCCCAAGAUGGAUGCGCUCAUCAUCCCAGUGACCAUGGAGGUGCCGUGCGACAGCCGGGGCCAGCGCAUGUGGUGGGCUUUCCUGGCCUCCUCCAUGGUGACUUUCUUCGGGGGCCUCUUCAUCAUCUUGCUCUGGCGGACGCUCAAGUACCUGUGGACCGUUUGCUGCCACUGCGGGGGCAAGACGAAGGAGGCCCAGAAGAUUAACAAUGGCUCAAGCCAGGCGGACGGCACUCUCAAGCCAGUGGACGAAAAAGAGGAGGCGGUGGCAGCCGAGGUCGGCUGGAUGACCUCCGUGAAAGACUGGGCGGGGGUGAUGAUAUCUGCCCAGACGCUGACCGGCAGAGUCCUGGUGGUGUUAGUCUUUGCUCUCAGCAUUGGUGCACUUGUAAUAUACUUCAUAGAUUCGUCAAACCCAAUAGAAUCCUGCCAGAAUUUCUACAAAGAUUUCACAUUACAGAUCGACAUGGCUUUCAACGUGUUCUUCCUUCUCUACUUUGGCUUGCGGUUUAUUGCAGCCAAUGAUAAGCUGUGGUUCUGGCUGGAAGUGAACUCUGUAGUAGAUUUCUUCACGGUCCCCCCCGUGUUUGUGUCUGUGUACUUAAACAGAAGUUGGCUUGGGUUGAGAUUUUUAAGAGCUCUCAGGCUGAUCCAGUUUUCAGAAAUUUUGCAGUUUCUGAAUAUCCUGAAAACAAGUAAUUCCAUCAAGCUGGUGAAUCUGCUCUCCAUAUUUAUCAGCACGUGGCUCACAGCAGCCGGGUUCAUCCAUUUGGUGGAGAAUUCAGGGGACCCAUGGGAAAAUUUCCAAAACAACCAGGCUCUUACCUACUGGGAAUGUGUCUAUUUGCUCAUGGUGACCAUGUCCACUGUUGGUUACGGGGACGUUUAUGCAAAAACCACGCUCGGGCGUCUCUUCAUGGUCUUCUUCAUCCUCGGGGGACUGGCCAUGUUUGCCAGCUACGUCCCUGAAAUCAUAGAGUUAAUAGGAAACCGCAAGAAAUACGGGGGCUCCUAUAGUGCGGUUAGUGGAAGAAAAGUCAUCUCCAUAAAGAACUACCACCCGAAGAUAAGAAUAAUCACUCAGAUGCUGCAGUAUCAUAACAAGGCCCAUCUGCUAAACAUCCCGAGCUGGAAUUGGAAAGAGGGGGAUGAUGCAAUCUGCCUCGCAGAGCUGAAGCUGGGGUUCAUCGCCCAGAGCUGCCUGGCUCAAGGCCUCUCCACCAUGCUUGCCAACCUCUUCUCCAUGAGGUCAUUCAUAAAGAUUGAGGAAGACACGUGGCAGAAAUACUACUUGGAAGGAGUCUCAAAUGAAAUGUACACAGAAUAUCUCUCCAGUGCCUUCGUGGGUCUGUCCUUCCCUACUGUUUGUGAGCUGUGUUUUGUGAAGCUCAAGCUUCUGAUGAUAGCUAUUGAGUACAAGUCCGCCAACCGAGAGAGCCGAAGCCGAAAGCGUAUAUUAAUUAAUCCUGGAAACCACCUUAAGAUCCAAGAAGGUACUUUAGGAUUUUUCAUCGCAAGCGAUGCCAAAGAAGUUAAAAGGGCAUUUUUUUACUGCAAGGCCUGUCAUGAUGACAUCACGGAUCCCAAAAGAAUAAAAAAAUGUGGCUGCAAACGGCUCAAGGUUGGAGCUAGAUCACGCUAUCCCAAAGACCCAUUUGAGUUCAAGAACACAACUCACAAUUCUCGGCUUGUGACCGAGCCAGUUGAAGAUGAGCAGCCGUCAACACUGUCACCCAAAAAAAAGCAGCGCAACGGAGGCAUGCGGAACUCACCCAGCUCCUCGCCCAAGCUGAUGAGGCAUGACCCCUUGUUAAUUCCCGGCAAUGAUCAGAUUGACAACAUGGACUCCAACGUGAAGAAGUACGACUCUACUGGGAUGUUUCACUGGUGUGCACCCAAGGAGAUAGAGAAAGUCAUCCUGACUCGAAGUGAAGCCGCCAUGACCGUCCUGAGUGGCCACGUGGUGGUCUGCAUCUUUGGCGAUGUCACUUCAGCCCUGAUUGGCCUCCGGAACCUGGUGAUGCCACUCCGUGCCAGCAACUUUCACUACCACGAGCUCAAGCACAUUGUGUUUGUGGGUUCCAUCGAGUACCUCAAGCGGGAAUGGGAGACUCUUCAUAACUUCCCCAAAGUGUCCAUAUUGCCUGGUACGCCGUUAAGUCGGGCUGAUUUAAGGGCCGUCAACAUCAACCUCUGUGACAUGUGCGUUAUCCUGUCAGCCAAUCAGAAUAAUAUUGAUGAUACUUCGCUGCAGGACAAGGAAUGCAUCUUGGCGUCACUCAACAUCAAAUCUAUGCAGUUUGAUGACAGCAUCGGGGUCUUGCAGGCUAAUUCCCAAGGGUUCACACCUCCAGGAAUGGACAGAUCCUCUCCGGAUAACAGCCCGGUACAUGGGAUGUUACGUCAGCCCUCCAUCACAACUGGGGUCAACAUCCCCAUCAUCACUGAACUAGUGAACGAUACUAAUGUUCAGUUUUUGGACCAAGACGAUGACGAUGACCCCGACACAGAGCUGUACCUCACGCAGCCGUUUGCAUGUGGGACAGCGUUUGCCGUCAGCGUCCUGGAUUCACUCAUGAGUGCGACAUACUUCAAUGACAACAUCCUCACCCUGAUACGGACCCUGGUGACCGGAGGAGCCACGCCGGAGCUGGAGGCUCUGAUCGCCGAGGAGAAUGCACUGCGCGGGGGCUACAGCACCCCCCAGACGCUGGCCAAUAGGGACCGCUGCCGCGUGGCCCAGUUAGCACUGCUGGACGGGCCCUUUGCGGACCUGGGGGAUGGUGGUUGUUAUGGUGAUCUGUUCUGCAAAGCUCUGAAAACAUAUAAUAUGCUUUGUUUUGGAAUUUAUCGGCUGAGAGAUGCUCACCUCAGCACCCCCAGCCAGUGCACGAAGAGGUAUGUCAUCACCAACCCCCCGUACGAGUUUGAGCUCGUGCCGACGGACCUGAUCUUCUGCUUAAUGCAGUUUGACCACAACGCCGGCCAGUCCCGGGCCAGCCUCUCCCAUUCCUCCCACUCGUCCCAGUCCUCCAGCAAGAAGAGCUCCUCCGUUCACUCCAUCCCAUCCACAGCAAACCGACAGAACCGGCCCAAGUCCCGGGAGUCCCGAGACAAACAGAACAGAAAAGAAAUGGUUUACAGAUGAACCGGAUAAUGCCUAUCCCAGAAACAUUCAAAUCAAGCCCAUGAGUACCCACAUGGCUAACCAGAUCAACCAAUAUAAAUCCACAAGCAGCUUGAUUCCACCAAUCAGAGAAGUUGAAGAUGAAUGUUGACUCCCAGGAGACCAGAACUAUUUUUUUUAAAGCCUGACAAACUUCAUAAAUGGUGACGUGACUUUUCUUCCUCUUACAUGCUGAAUCACUGGUGGAAACGUUAGGAUAAGCAAGAAUUGCAAGAAAAAUAAAGUAGACAGAUCUUUCUCUUUGCCUUGAAUAUUGCUUCCAUGUAUUUUGGAAAAGAAAAUGAUUUCAUUUAUAUAUGAACAUACUAAAAUAGUCAUGUAUAGCCUCUAGCAUUUUAAAUUAUUUUUAUUUAUUAGAAGGAAAAUAUAUUUUUUCUUUUUUUUCCAUUGUCAUAUAUAUAUUCCCUAUAUCUAACAAUGCAAACUCAAAAGGAAUGUGGCCAGACUCCUUAUGCAUAUUUCUCUUCUUUCUCUCUUUUUCUUUGAGGAGAAUGAUGGUCACCACCACAGUUAAUUAUAAUUAAGGGAAAUGGAUUAUUAAGACAACUUUAAAAUGGUCCAAUAAUGUAAACAUGUAUUUUAGUAAAUUUAAAACAGAAGACAAAAGAGGGCAGGUGAAUUUCCUAGAUGGGUAUGUAUUUUGGCUGUACUGACACCAGCUCUUAAUAAAUGGAAAGUUACUUAUUUUCGAAAGUCAUAUUUUUGUAGUUUUAGUUUUCAUCCUGUAUUUCUCACCUUUUGUUCAUAUAUUUAAAGGGAAGACCUUCUUGCAGCUUUUCUACAAAUGCCAGAUCGGGUUUACCCUGCCAACUAACAAUACCAGAGGGUUGUGAGCAUGCCUGGGACGUGGAAGUUGAGGACCAGAUGCACAGAAGACAUUUAUUUCUCUGUUUGUUGUCCUAAUGGUGGGGACUCCUUCCUACAUGCUGUUAUGCUUCUCAUUUCAUAUCUCCAAACCAACCAAGCAGUAAUUGCAACUUUGGAAAGGUCUGGUGGACUCUCUCCCCAUUCCCCAAGUCCAGGGCUUUUAGCCUGAAAGUUUGUAAACACCAAUGAAUAGUUUUACUUAACGAUAGGAUAUGAUAACACAUUCAUGCUAUUCACUGAGUUUUUGUGUAAAAGCCAGAAAAGUUCCAUG